Molecule: messenger RNA, 918 nt
Organism: Microthlaspi erraticum
Lineage: Eukaryota; Viridiplantae; Streptophyta; Magnoliopsida; Brassicales; Brassicaceae
Source: the annotation of a GenBank genome assembly
AUGAAGGUAGAUCAUUUAGGUGCGGUAAAAGAACGACUACAUGAUCAAAGAGUGCUUAUCAUUCUUGAUGAUGUAGAUGAUUUAGGGAAGUUAGAGGUAUUGGGUAAAGAGAUUUGUUGGUUUGGUAAUGGAAGUCGGAUCAUCGUUACCACAGAAGAUAACAAGAUUUUGAAGGCACAUGGGAUGGGAUUGAAGAUAUCUACCAUGAUAAAGGAUAGGUUAAUCAAAAACGUUUUAAGAGUGGGAUAUGACAGACUAUUGAUAAAGGAUCAGGCUCUAUUCCUUCACAUUACAUGCUUCUUCAACAAAAACCGUGUUGAUCGUGUGACAAGCAUGCUAGCUGACAGUAAUUUGGAUGUGGAAAAUGGGUUGAAUACACUAGCCGUAAAGUCUCUCGUCCAUAUAGACUAUGAUUAUAUGGAUACUCAAGGGUCGUUAAUGAUGCACCGUCUGCUACAACAAAUGGGUAGACAAGUAGUUCUUGAACAAUCAAAUGAGCCUGGGAAACAUCAACUUUUAUUGGAGGCGGAAGAGAUUUGUGAUGUACUAGCUAAUGAAACAGGCACUGGAUCUGUCAUAGGAAAUUCAUUUGAUAUGUCCAAGAUUGGCGAAUUUUCUAUGAGAGGGCGAGUAUUAGAAGGAAUGCGGAAUCUCCGGUUCUUCAGAUUACACAAUGGAAAAGCUUGCUUGCUGAACCCCGAAUGCCUCGUUGAGCUCAAUAUGGAAUCCAGCAAUCUCAAAAAGCUCUGGGAAGGAAUCCAGCCCCUUACAAAUCUCAAGGAGAUGAAUUUGAGCGAUUCGUGUAGGUUGAAAGAAAUCCCAAAUCUUUCCAAGGCUACUAAUCUCGAGACAUUGACACUUAAUUUUGCACAAGUUUGGUGGAGCUUCCCUCAUCUUUUAGGAAUCUACAGAAACUGA